This is a messenger RNA of Anoplophora glabripennis (Asian longhorned beetle), 1530 nucleotides long. RefSeq lists its product as uncharacterized. The record is from RefSeq and is a predicted model, not a curated record. Gene Ontology annotation, molecular function: catalytic activity. The coding region runs from base 1 to 1530 and encodes 509 amino acids. Lineage: Eukaryota; Metazoa; Arthropoda; Insecta; Coleoptera; Cerambycidae. The transcript has a single exon.
AUGGAUACAUUGCAGGUGAGGCAAAUUAAUCUUCAGCACAGUCAGUCAGCCACCGGGGAACUGGUGAAGCUACUGACAGGUAAGACUGGAGAAUUAAUUUUAAUCCAGGAACCCUAUGUUUACAGGAAUCGAGUAGUGGGGCUAGGCAGUACCGGCUACAAUUGCAUAGUCGGGAAGGAGGAUGGAGCCGAGCCACCUCGGACCUGCAUAAUGGCGUCCAAGGAACUCCGAAUGGUAUCACUACCACAACUGGGGACCAGGGAUGCCACUGCAGCCAUCCUCGAAUAUAAGGUAAGUGGAAUUAGGCGUAAGGUCAUAGUUAGUAGCAUAUACCUCCCUUAUGAUACUGGUAGACUACCGCCUACUAAAGAGUUAGAAAAUAUAGUUAAUUUUGCUAAGAAUAAAGGUCUGCCUGUAAUGAUUGGGUGUGAUGCAAAUGCUCACCACACGGUAUGGGGCAGCGGGGAUGUUAACUCCCGUGGGGAGGCGUUGCUGGAAUAUAUAGCAACCACAGACCUGCAGGUCAUGAAUAGGGGAAAGGAGCCGACUUUUGUGAACCGCAUCCGGAAAGAUGUGAUUGACAUUACGUUGGCUUCUCAAAGUAUUAUAGAAGGGAUUUCUGGAUGGAGGGUCACGGGCUGCAUCUCGAUGUCCGAUCACAGGAUGAUCGCUUUCGAGAUGAAGUCGGAUUCGGAAACGAUAACUCUCCGACGAAAUCCAAGGGCAACAAACUGGGAGGUAUAUCGUUGUAACCUAGGGAGCUCCCUAGAAGCGAGCAACCGGGGUGAACGAAUAACCUCCACAAGGCAGUUAGACAACGAAGUAGAAACCUUAAGCAGUUGCAUCGUCUCGGCAUAUGAGGAGGCUUGCCCUCUCAGGGCGGCAGGUGGGCGCAAGGUCCGCUGGUGGAAUAAGACCCUAGAGGGUCUCCGCCAGACGGCCAGGCGUGUCUUUAACCGAGCUGUCAGGGAAGGGGAAGGGACCUCUUGGGACGAUUACAAAACUGCAAGGAGAGAGUUUAAGAAGGAACUUAGGCGUAGCAAGAGAUCUGGCUGGAAGGCAUACUGCAACCAGCUGGAGUCCCUGCCGGAGACAGCCAGAUUAAUGAAGAUCUUAAGCUGCGACAAAAGGGAGAAAUUAGAAUCAUUAAAGAGGGAAGAUGGGACUUGGACCACUUCUAGCGAGGAGUGUUUAGAACUUCUGCUGGAAACUCACUUUUCAUGUGGAGGCCAUGUCGUCGAGGGAACCAGGGCGGAGCCAAUGCCACAAGCAGAUUGGCUCCUGGCAGAGGAGCUCAUUGGCGACGAGGCAGUAACCUGGGCAGUGAAUGAGUUCGAACCCUACAAGGCAGCCAGACGGAGUUUUCCCGUCGUUUUUGCAGAGGGGCCUGUACAUUCUCUUGCCAUGUAUGGUGAGGGUCUUCCGGGCCAGUCUGGCGAUGGGCUACGUCCCACAGGCUUGGAGGUCAGCCAAGGUGGUCUUCAUCCCCAAGGCUGGAAAGGAAGACUACACUGCGGCGAAGUCUUUUAG